UCCCGAUUGUCACGUGAGCGGUGUUGCCACGUUGUUCAGCAUGGCUAGUACUAGAGUCGGCUGUGAAGUUGCCAGCACCGAUAAAACGGCUUCUUUUAUCCUAGUGAUUUUAUCGAGGAUGUUGUGUCAGUCCCAGUAAACUGCUUAUAUUAUUUAUAUGGCAUGAAACAAAACAUAGGCAAUAUAAUAAACGAAAUAUUCUAUAAUAUUCAGUUUAAUAAAACAUGUCAUCAGAAGAAUUUGAAGAAAUUAAAGAAGAUAUACGAAGAGAGUGAAUUAUCUGUUUUUUUGGAUUGUUUCAUGUCCUGUUUAAAAGUUCCACUUAGUAUCAGUCAACAUCAUUCGCGAGUUAAUAACACUCUCGAAUUUGCUGCUAAAUUUGCUGUUAGUUUAUAUUCAGUCACUGAUAAUGACGAGGAAUCUGAAGAAUCUUUAUGCCCUUUUCUGAGUAAUCUGCUUAAUUUUAUUUUGAUACAUCAUUGUGCAAAGAAUCCAGGAGUGAGAUAUCGUAUUUGUCACUUCUUGAAUAUACUUCUAAAUGCAAUGGGUGAUCAAGCAUCCAUAGAUGAUGAAAUUUGUGAAAACAUAACAGUAUCCAUGAUGAGUCGUUUAUUAGAUAAGUCGCAUAAAGUUAGAGCUCAAGCAAUUUUUGCAUUGCAUAGACUUCAGGACCCAUCAAAUGACGAAUGCCCAGUUAUAAAAAUGUACAUAUUUCAUGCCACUAAAGACCCAAAAGCAGAGGUCCGAAAAGCAGCACUGAUGAGUAUGGGAAAAAAUCAGAAAACUUUACAGGUUGCAUUAAGAAGAACAAGAGAUACAGAUGAAACAGUCCGUAAAGUGGCAUAUGUAUUUAUUAGUAAAGUCACUGUGAGAUCUUUAACCAUCACACAGAGAGAUCAGUUGUUAAAUGAUGGUCUCAAAGAUAGAUCUGAAAUGGUCAGAAAAACUGUACAAAAUGUUCUAUUGCCUUCUUGGUUGAGACAUUUUAAUGGGAACUUUAUUGAUUUAGUAAGAGCUCUUGAUGCUGAGAUUGGUACAGAUGUAUCAAUUCUAGCUUUAGAAUCUUUAUUUAAGAACACUCCAAUAAAUCAACUGAUAGAACAGUUGCCUAUAGAUAAUCAGACAAAAUUAAUUCCAAUAAAUAAGUUACUUAGUGAAAAUGUAUUGUAUUGGAGGUGUUUAGUAAAAUAUUUUCACUGUGAAUGUCUAACAGAAGAGAUGGAAAACAUUUUACCCGAAUUAUCUGUAUUCUGCACUUAUAUCUCGGAUUUUCUAACAAAAGUAUCUGAAAACCAAAAUAAAACAUGGGAGAAUCAUAUGAUGAAAUUUAUUCUUUUACAAUUAUUUGAAAUAGCAACAACUUAUGAUCUCUCUGAUGAAGUUGGAAGGAACAAAUUAAAUCAAUUAAUAUGUAAUACUUUAAUGAGCAACCACUGUACUGAAAGUAUUAUUGAAUGUAUAGUGACACACUUACAGAAAGUUAUACCAGAUGUAAAUAGUAGAUUGGACACUUUAGCUAAUGUAAUUAGUGAAAUUAGACUACCUUUGAAAGAAACGCAAACGAUACAAAUCUCUGAACAACAGCAACAACAAAUUCCUGUACAAAGAGCAAAGCUGAAGAUGAAGGUUUUAGCACUGCAAGAAGAAGAGUAUCAAGCUAUACAAAAGAAGGAAUAUUUAAAAGCAGACGCUUUAAAAAAUCAAAUAAAUGAGGUUAAUAAAGAAAUACAAAGCCUCACAGAGCAACCUCAGAUAACUGUUAUGGAAGAGAUCAAAGAGAAGAGUGAUCCAGAAACGAUGCGGAAAUGUUUGAGUAUAAUAUGUACAAUGAUGCAGUCUGUAGUUUCACUAACUCCUACUCUGAGAAGCUUAAUGCAAAUAGCGCUUGAUAGUUUAGAACAUCCAGAUGAUACUGUGCAUAUUUUGGCAAUACGGGCAGUCAGUAUUUGUUGCAUAUUAGAUCAAGAAUUAGCUAAGAAACACCUUAUGAUGCUAGUUCUGCAAUUUUCUCUAGAGCAAGAGAAUGCAGAUAUUUGGAUAAUAGCUUUAAAAGGAAUCUUUGAUCUUUUAUUACUAUAUGGUCUCGAACAUUUUGAUAUUUUAGAAUAUAAUGAAGAGAGUUCAACCAGUAGAACUGAGAAAUCUCAUACUACAAAGUUAUACACCGAUAACGACACGGAAAUUUCUUUAUCAUCGACACAUAAAUCCGAGGUCGGAAAUAGUCGUAAUUUUAUUAAAAUUUUAGCAGGAUUAUUAGACCAUCCACACCAAGGAUUGAGAACAAUUGCUGCCGAAGGUCUCUGUAAACUACUGCUCAACCAACGAAUCAGUAGUUCAAACGUAUUAUCAAAAUUAAUAAUUUUGUGUUUUAAUCCUGUCAAUGAUAACGAUUUUUAUCUACGGCAAUGCUUAAGCGUAUUUUUUGAUAAUUUUGUAACACGUGUACCUGAUUCCCAUGAAUUGUUAGAACAGACAUACUUGCCUACGCUACAAAUUUUAUGUAAGGCACCAGAGAUAAGUCCUUUGAAAGAAAUUGACCCCUAUGAUGUAUCCAGGUUCAUACUGAAUUUAACCAGAUUUGGAAAUCCGAAAUCUGGUGUAGAACAUUAUCGUUCGCACAAUAAUUUCGCUUUUAUGAUCUUAGCAGAGAUAUUGAAUCGAAACAGUAAAAUUGAAGUGACGGUACUCAUUAGAUCCUUAAAGGAUUUGCGUAUUGAGAUUGAUGACAAUACGUCAAAAGAAAAUAUACGGGAAGCUAUUAACAAAAUUACAGAAAUGAUAAAUGAAUCCGAUAAACGACUGAUGAAAAACAUUGAGGUAUUUAAGAAGAAAUUAGAAGCUCCGAAUUCCGUUCCUGUACAAGAGGACGAGGAUAUCGAAGCUACAGAUUAAAAAUUAUUCUGUAAUUGAAACUUAUUUUCCUUUAUACUUUUUUAAUAAAGUAUCUAAUACUCGCAAAA
Molecule: messenger RNA, 2960 nt
Organism: Osmia lignaria (orchard mason bee)
Lineage: Eukaryota; Metazoa; Arthropoda; Insecta; Hymenoptera; Megachilidae
Gene: Cap-G
Product: Chromosome associated protein G
Biological process (GO): mitotic chromosome condensation
Cellular component (GO): condensed chromosome; cytoplasm; condensin complex
Source: RefSeq, a predicted model, not a curated record